Messenger RNA from Rotaria sp. Silwood2, 375 nucleotides. The record is from the annotation of a GenBank genome assembly. NCBI's taxonomy places the organism in Eukaryota, Metazoa, Rotifera, Eurotatoria, Philodinida, Philodinidae.
AUGUCUUCAUCAACUCGAUCCAUUGCUACACAAACAAUAGAUUUAGAAUUAGAAACACAAACUAUUGAAACAAUAAAAUCAACAAUUAUUGAUGUUGAAGAUGAUGAUUCAAAACGUUUACAAAAUCGUACAAUUUUCAGUCAAUCUUUUAUUCAUCUACCAGAUAUUUAUUAUACAAGAAUGGUACAAGUUGGUAUGCUUGAACCAUUUAUGAAACUAAUUAUGAAUGUGAAUCAUGAACAAGAUGAAAAAAAGAAGAAAAUCAAUGAGACAUUGCAAGAAUAUCGACAAAUAUAUAAAAAGAGAAAAAUGGAAAGUUCUAUAACAAUUUUGGAUAAUAAGGAUACAGAUCAACUGGAUCUUUGUUCAAUAUAA